Diceros bicornis minor is the source of this 2034-nucleotide messenger RNA. RefSeq names its product chromosome 4 C1orf56 homolog (gene C4H1orf56). Bases 67 to 1092 code for a protein of 341 amino acids. The record is from RefSeq and is a predicted model, not a curated record. Gene Ontology annotation, biological process: regulation of cell population proliferation. The transcript is spliced from 2 exons. NCBI's taxonomy places the organism in Eukaryota, Metazoa, Chordata, Mammalia, Perissodactyla, Rhinocerotidae.
GGAGAGAAGGUAGGAGCCCCGGCCUCCCUCACUGGCCUCCCUCCCAACACCACACCGCCCAGCCCCAUGGUCCCCGCCGCCGGCGCGCUGCUCUGGGCCCUGCUGCUGAGUCUGGGGCUCCAGGCGGCGGGGGCCCAAGGCCUGACUCCGACGGGGAUGCAGCGGGUCAGUUUCCGCUUUGGGGGCCCUAUGACCCGCAGCUACCGGACCACCGCCCGGACUGGUGUUCCCCGGAGGAUGAGGGUAACAAUAGAGGAUGAGGAUGACCUUGCGGCCGAGGCCGACCGCCUGGCCGGCCCGGCCGCUGCCGAGCUCUUGGCCUCCACAGUGUUCACAGGCGUCAGCCGGUCGCGUUUGUUGCAGGAGGAGGAUGGGUCUUUGGAAGAGGGGGUUGUGAUUAAUGCCGGAAAGAGUAACACCAGGUCGGAGACUCCCAAUAUGGAUUCCAGUACAGCGAGGGGGCCCAGCUCGAGGUUUACAGCGAAUAGCCACGAGCCGGAAAUCAGGCUGACUUCGAGCCCGCCGCCCUCCACCUGGAGGUCUAGUGGGGACCUGCCACACUCCGAGAGUACCCUGAACCAGUGGUCAACAGCAGGGUCCACGCCGAACCCGUGGCCACCACCCUCGCCCACAGCCAUGCCACCUUCCGAGGAUCUGCGGCUGGUGCUGAUGCCCUGGGGCCCGUGGCACUGCCACUGCAAGUCAGGCACCAUGAGCCGGACCCGGGCCGGGAAGCUGCAUGGCCUUUCAGGACGCCUUCGAGUUGGGGCGCUGAGCCAGCUCCGCACUGAGCACCGGCCUUGUACCUACCAGCAAUGUCCCUGCAACCGGCUUCGGGAGGAGUGCCCCCUUGACUCAGGUCUCUGUCCUGACACCAGCUGCACCACUCAGACCACUACCACCACCACCACCACUAGCUCCAUGCCCCCACUCAGCACCAGACUCAGACCCACCCCCUUCCCCCUCUCCAGCCCCAGCCCCAGCCCAGCCCUUGCUUUUUGGAAACGGGUCAGGAUUGGGCUGGAGGAUAUUUGGAACAGCCUCUCUUCAGUGUUCACAGAGAUGCAACCAAUAGAAAGAAACCAGAGGUAAUGGCCACUUCAUCUGCAAGAAGAGGUGUUGGCAUCUCAACCUCUCCUUCCAUUUCAAUCCCAGCACCCACUGGAUAUUUUUAGUACAGAAAAACAAAACUAGAAAAAACAGUUGUUUGGUCUUGUUUUUUUUGCAGAGGUAUCUGAGGGAGGAGAGACCAUAAAUCUCUUGAACCUUAAAACUGAACUGUGUAGCUAACAGCAUCUGGCUUGGUCCCUUCCCCUGUUCCCCAAGAUAAAAUGUUGAUGUUGCUCAUCUUCCUCAUUUCCAAAGUUGUUUUUAAAUGAGUACUUCUUUAAAGACUUGAAAAAUCUCAGAUGAAUGACAAGAAAAGGGAACAGGAAGAACAAAGAGUUGAGCCCUUGGAAGAUGAUGGUGGUCUUCUCUUUGCCUUCACAACACUUAGCCUUCUCUCCUCGGAAAGGGCAAUGUUGGUACAAAAUUCCAUGUCAGCCACUUUCUAGGAGUACCUUCUUCAACUAUAUCUAUCCUUUAGCCCAACACACACCUAUAGUGAUUACUCUGCGACUAUUUUGCUUAAAUUUUUUAUUUGAAAAAUGUAUUUAAAAGUCCAACAAAAUUUUAAUAUAAAUUAUGACUCUCAAACCCAUCCCCACCACUCUAAAUAUCGUAAAAGUGAUGGUAGCAUACACGUUAGAGAAGUAGCUAACAGCAAGAGAGCACCAAAGAAAAGAAGAUUGUGUCCAAAGAAUAGGCAUUAGAAUAAGGCUGAAGAUCAGGGUGACCAGAGAUUCCAGGAGUCCCCCAUCUUUCCACCCUAUCCUGUUGAACCUUCAAAUCUAGUAUAACCCUCAGGCUACUGAGCUACUUUAGGGCAAAAAGAUGCACUACUUUCAGAGCAACUAGCUGGACUGGAACUGAGAGCAGAUUGGGAAUGUCUCUGUAUGACCAAUCUUAGACCCUGAAACACUGCGGGAAACA